Molecule: messenger RNA, 1529 nt
Organism: Chaetomium fimeti
Lineage: Eukaryota; Fungi; Ascomycota; Sordariomycetes; Sordariales; Chaetomiaceae
Product: P-loop containing nucleoside triphosphate hydrolase protein
Exons: 3
Coding region: 253-1275 (340 amino acids)
Biological process (GO): vesicle-mediated transport; regulation of endocytosis
Cellular component (GO): recycling endosome; plasma membrane
Molecular function (GO): GTPase activity; GTP binding
Source: RefSeq, a predicted model, not a curated record
GUGACUGACCCCACAUGUCACUGCAGGCAUGACCCGGCAGCAUCCACUCAGAUAACGUUCACUCGAGCAACAUCGCGACAAGCAGCAAUCAGGAGACAAGGUACACGACGCGCUGGGAAGACCCGAGAACGAUAGACGCAAGAUUGGGAAGGCAUUUAAAGUUGACACACAACACCAACCGACAACCGGUAAUCGACUGCGCGCGCGCAACAAUAUCUCGACCAAUAUUCCACAAACUCUCGUCGAUCACGCAUGAGCAGCUUCGAGUUGCCGGGCAUGACGCGCCCGCGGGGGUCGUCGGGCGCCAGUGAGGACAGCAGCAAUGGGACGGUGCGCGAGCAAGAAUUGGGGAGCAUGUACGACUAUCUAGCAAAAAUAAUAUUAAUAGGGCCGAGCGGGGCGGGCAAAUCCUGUCUGCUACAUCGGUUCGUCAAGGAUGAGUGGCUCGUCGAGUCCUCCGCAACACUAAGCGUCGAGUUCGCAAGCAAGAUCAUCAAGGUUGGCACGGGGGCGCGGAGGAAGAGGAUAAAGCUGCAGCUCUGGGACACGGCAGGGACAGAACGCUUCCGGGCGACAACACACGGAUUCUACCGCAACGCGGCGGGCGCGAUUCUAGUCUACGACGUGACGUCACGCUCGUCAUUCCACAGCCUACAACCAUUCCUCAACGACGCGCGGGCGAUAGCGUCGCGGGAGCUGCCGGUACUGCUGGUCGGGACCAAACUGGACGUGUCGGGCGACCCGCUGAUCGACAUGGGGGUACCGCCACCGACGCCCGGGGGGAGCAUCAGCUCGGCGACGGCGUCGUCGUACGCCAGCACGCCCGCCCUGUCGUCGUCGUACUCGUCCACCUCCACCGUCCACCCGGGCCUGGGCGGCCAGCUGCGCGCCACCGUCGCCCCCGACGGCCGCGCCGUCUCCGCCGUCGAGGCUAGCCGCUGGGCUAGCACCAUGCACAUCCCCGUCACCAUGGAGGUCAGCGCCCGCAGCGGCGACGGCGUCGACGAGGUGUUUGGCCGCCUGGCGAGGAUGAUCCUGACCAAGAUUGAGUUGGGCGAGAUCGACCCCGAUGACCCAGAGAGUGGGAUCCAGUAUGGAGAUGCUGGUGCGAUAUGGAAUGCUGGGACUAGCGACGGGGGGAGUGUCAAGAGCACGAUGACGGCGGAUGACGUGGGCCGGAGGAGGAGGAAGGGGAGAGGGGCCGGGCAAGGGCUGAGGGAGUGGGAAGAGGUGUUCACAUUGACCGCAAGGAGGCGUAAUCGGGGGUGUUGCUGAUGCACCGGAGAGUUGAUGAUACCAUAUUCUUUUACCUAAUACCGGCCGAGCCGGCCCCGGCUGGCUGGGCUGCUGAGCGUAACGGAGGAGGCUCGGUUACUUCGUAGUCGGCAUGUGGGUUCGGCGGGGAACUGGUUUUCUAUUGCAUGGAGUUGGACGGAGAUAGACGGUGUCUUCAGAUACCCGAAUAAUGAGCCCUUCUUCUUUACGCGCUGCUGACGCGGCAGGGUGAUGAAGCUGCGUGGUGGGCGGGU